This is a messenger RNA of Sphaerodactylus townsendi, 5180 nucleotides long. It is a transcript of the gene NID2, whose product is annotated as nidogen 2. Gene Ontology annotation, biological process: cell-matrix adhesion. The record is from RefSeq and is a predicted model, not a curated record. Gene Ontology annotation, molecular function: calcium ion binding. NCBI's taxonomy places the organism in Eukaryota, Metazoa, Chordata, Lepidosauria, Squamata, Sphaerodactylidae.
UCCCUGGACGGCGGGGCUGUGGCCGAGCGCGGAGGGGCCCCCGGAGCCGAAGCAUGGCCGGGACGGGGCGGCUGCUGCUGCUGGUGCUGGCGGUGCUGCUGGUGGGCGCCGGCGCCGUCGGGGGGUCCCUGCUGCCGCGCGCGCAGCUGCUGCCCUUCGGGGCGCCCAGCGGGGACCAAGCGCUGCCCGACGGCGACGACGAGAGCUCGGAGGCGCUCAGCCUGGCCGGCCCGCUGCCCUUCUACGAGACCCGCUUCAGCCAGCUCUACGUAAAGUCGGGACCUCAAUGGGAAUCAUUUCCUACUCCCAGGACUUCCCUCAGGGGAGACCCAAUGCACGCGGGACUACUUCAUUUCCCUACAACUAUUCUUCUGCCAUCAGCCUCCUUCCUGGCAGACAUUGACACCAGCUUUGGGAGGGGCAAAAUCUACUACCGCCAAGACGAGUCCCAGGAGGUGCUGGAGCAGGCCAGGCAAACUAAGCCAAUCCUCGGCUGGAGCUUCCGAGUGCCUAUGGGAUUCCCUCUCUUGCAAAUGACUCAUGCACAUACCACCGGGGUAGGGGAAAGCUUCAAAUUUUCCACUGUCCUAGAAAGGAACCUCUUGCAGAAACUUGUAGAGUGGGGUUGGGGAAAAGGAGCAGAGGAUCAUGGGAGCAGCUUUGCAUCGGGGCUGGCCUGCGAUUAUUUUAGCCCCCUCCGCCAGGAAAACUGGGACUCGGAUGCCUUCCCGUUCACUGGGAAGAAACAUGAGAGAUCUAGAAUGAAUGUUUUGCUUGCACGAGUGCCCAUCAAGUUGCAGCUGAGCAUGCCAGCUCUAAGCGAGGGGCUUUCAGGGCAGCCCCCUUUUUUGCUUUUUCAGCGCAACACCUUUCAGGCGGUCCUAGCCUACACAGACUCAGAUGCCUACGCCGUCUUCCUUUACCCUGAAGACGGCAUCCAGUUCUUCGGGACCAGGCCGAAAGAAUCGUACAACGUCAAUCUCGAACUCCCGGCCCGAGUGGGCUUCAGCAGAGGGGAUUUCCAAAGACGGGAAGGCCCCUACUACAGUGCAACUAGCAGCGAGCAAUCUGUCAAGAGCCUCUACCAGACGAGCAACUCGGGAAUCCCCGGAGUCUGGGUCUUCCACAUUGGCCGCACCUCCCAACUGACGAAUGUGAUUCCAGCCUCAGUGGGCCAGAGACCGUCGACCUUUGAAGGGCGUUUAUUGAGACCCUCCGAGAGCAGCGUCGCCAACCAAAACGUCCUGGAGGCGGAAUAUCCCCCCGCAAACCUCGAUUACGCAGAGUCCUUCUACAACGGGAACGAAGAUGACUUUGAGUACUUGCCCAUCCAGCCCACCGAAGCUGGCCUGAACGCAGACCUGGCGAAUCAGCUUCAAUCUCGACUUCCACCAACUUCGACAUCAAUGGCAGCCCAAGCAUUCCGGGGCCAGGCUAGAUUCGGAACUGGAUUCCUUGUUGCUGGACCUGCUCCCCACCCGCCCGCCUCUGUUCCUGAAGUGGAUUCUGUUCUGUUGGACCCAGAACUGCCAUCUUUAGCAUCUUCUGCAUCAGAAGGAAUCUUGUCUUUGCCGACAGUGUACGAGAGUCCAAUUGAGGCUGUGACGGCCGUUCUGUUGUUCGAUCCCGACCGGCAGGAUUCGCCAGCCCAGCCGGAAGAAGAAGGUGGCAUCUCACUGGAAAGGGAAACCCUUCCUGUCUACCCAGACGGCGAGGUUGUCCACGAAAGCUUCCCGGACAAUGCCCCUCCUUUUAACCACAGGAGACGGGUCGUCGGUGUGGAUGAAGACACCAGCUUUAACCCCGACGUGUUCACUUAUAGUGCCGCCAACGUGGAAAGCUGUGAGCGUCACCACGGCCAGUGUUCCCAGCAUGCCUUCUGCACAGACUAUAGCACUGGAUUCUGCUGUCAUUGUCAGGCCAAGUUCUAUGGGAACGGCAGGCACUGCUUACCUGAAGGUGCCUCCCACCGUCUCAACGGCAAAGUGAGCGGGAAUCUCCUGGUGGGGCAAACUCCCGUCCGGUUCAGUGACGUUGACCUGCACGCCUACAUUGUGGGCAACGACGGCCGGGCCUACACCGCCAUCAGCCACAUUCCUCAGCCGGCUGCCCGGGCCCUGAUCCCCCUGGCACCUAUCGGGGGCCUCUUUGGCUGGCUGUUUGCUCUGGAGAAACCUGGGUAUGAAAACGGCUUCAGUAUCACUGGUGCUCAGUUCACACACAAUUUUGAAGCCACUUUCUAUCCGGGGGAGGAAAAGGUUUUCGUCCAGCAAACGGCUGAAGGGGUGGAUGCGGAAAACUACCUCAGCAUAAAGAUGGACAUUCAAGGACAGUUGCCUUCCGUUCCCGAGGAUUCCACCGUUCACAUCACACCUUACAAGGAAAUCUACCACUACUCAGAUUCAGCUGUGACAUCCACGUCCUUCCGGCAGUACUCCCUCACUUCCGCGAGCCUCAACCAAACUCUUUCCUACCGGCUGCUUCAGAAUAUAACGUACUGGGCUUGUCCGCACGUCCGCCACCACCGGAUGGUCCCCGCCGCUCAGCAGCUGAUGGUGGACCGGAUCUUUGCUUUGUAUAACGAGGAGGAAAGGGUUCUGCGUUAUGCAAUCACCAACCAAAUCGGAUCCCCGUCUCAAGAUACUUCUGGCCCAACCUUGGUGAAUCCAUGCUAUGACGGCACACACUCUUGCGACACGACGGCACGCUGCCAAGCGGGACCCAGUCUGGAUUAUACCUGCGAGUGCACAACCGGUUAUUAUGGAGACGGCAAGGAAUGCACAGACAUCAACGAGUGUGCUGAAGGCAUCAGCAGGUGUAGCCGAGAGUCGGUGUGCGUGAAUACCGCGGGCAGCUACCGGUGCGAAUGCCCCAGCGGAUUCCAGCUUGCGGCCGACCGAGUCAGUUGCCUAGCCACAGUGCCGCCAUCCAAUCCUUGCGCCGAAGGCACCCACUCUUGCGCCUCCGCGGAUCGGGCGCGUUGCGUGUAUCACGGGGACCGCGCCUUCAGCUGCGAGUGCCUCGAGGGGUACGCCGGCAACGGACGCAGCUGCACAGAUGUGGAUGAAUGUGCGGAAGGGAGGUGUCACCCAGCUGCCGAGUGUUCGAAUUCUCCCGGCUCUUUCUCCUGCCGCUGCCGGGCUGGAUACGAAGGGGACGGGUUCCAGUGCUCGCCAGUGACCGUGCAACGAAUGACCCGCUGUGAGCAUGAGCGACUCUAUUCGACCCAGCGUGGCUCCCCUCAUCCCGGGGGCCCCCACGUUCCGCAGUGUGAUGAUCGGGGGAACUACAGGCCACUACAGUGCCACAGUAGCACCGGGGAGUGUUGGUGUGUCGACGGAGAUGGCCGGGAAAUCACUGGGAGCAGGACGCCCCCGGGUUCCUCUCCGCCACCUUGCGGGGCUCCAGAGCCGACACAGAGGCCGCAGACGAUGUGCGAACGCUGGCGAUUGAGCCUUCUGGAGCAUUAUGGCGGCAGCCCCCGUGACGACCAGUACGUGCCCCAGUGUGACGCUCUGGGCCAGUUCAGCCCACUCCAGUGCCACGGGAACAGCGGGUACUGCUGGUGUGUGGACGAGAAAGGCCAUGAGGUUCAAGGGACGAGAUCGGAACCCGGCGUCCCUCCUCCAUGCUUGCCAGGCGUGGCCCCUCCAACUGCCCGGCCGUCUCCCCGACCGGACGUUGUUCCUCCCUCCGCCGGGACGUUCCUGUUGUACGCACAGGGCCAGCAAAUUGGCUAUUUGCCCCUGAAUGGCACCAGCCUUAACAAGCAAGACGCGAAGACCCUUCUGUCUCUACAUGGUUCGAUUGUGGUGGGGAUUGACUUUGACUGCAGGGAGAAAACGCUGUACUGGACGGACGUCGCAGGGCGAACCAUCAACCGGGCCAGCCUGGAGCAGGGGGCGGAGCCAGAAACCGUGAUCAGCACAGGGCUACUCAGUCCAGAAGGCCUGACCGUCGAUCACCUCCGAAGAACCAUGUUUUGGACUGACAGCGGCCUGGACAAGAUAGAGAGCGCCCGACUGGACGGCUCAGAGCGCCGGGUCCUCUUUGCCACCGACCUUGUCAACCCCCGUGCUAUCGCGGUGGACCCCAUCCGUGGCAAUCUUUACUGGACGGACUGGAAUCGCGAAGCCCCCAAGAUCGAGACGUCCACGGUCACCGGAGAACACAGGCGAAUUCUGGUCAACAAAGACAUUGGGCUGCCCAAUGGAUUAACCUUUGACCCCUUUUCCAAAUUAAUUUGUUGGGCGGAUGCAGGGACGAAGAAACUGGAGUGUGCCCAACCCGACGGAGCAGGAAGGCACACCAUUCAGACUAACCUCAACUACCCCUUCAGCCUCGUGGGCUACGCUGAUCACUUCUACCACACGGACUGGAGAAGGGAUGGCGUCAUAGCUGUGAACAAAGACAACGGUGCUUUUACAGGCGAAUAUCUACCUGAACAGCGGACGCACCUCUACGGGAUAACGGCAGUCCACCCGUACUGCCCAGGAGGAAGGAAAUAAGCUACUUGGGUUCAGAGGGAAGACGUCCUCCUCACGGCCGGCAGAAAGAGAGUUGCGCAUCCUGCUAACUUUGUACAUAGUCUAAAAGAGCCCGUCCUUCCACAGCAGGGCAGCCAGCCCCACGUACGGAAGGGAGUUAAGCGGUUUUACUUAGAGCAAAAUUAUCCCAUUAUUUUUUAAGUUAUACCUCAGAUCUUUACUACUGUAUUUUUUUUUACCCCAAAAAUUUUUUUUAAUGCAUUGCAGAGAAGAAAUGGUGCUAGGGACGACGGAGCUGAUUAAUUCUCUUUUGCCGAUGUGAGCUACAAAGAGAGACCAUGUAAACAUAUCCGUACAUUGUUUAUUUUAGUGGAAAAAGCAAGAGACACUUAUUUUAAAGUUUGUGGGGGGGGAGAAAAGAAGCUUUUAGCUCCACCUGGAAACUUCCGGCAGAGGGGGCGUCGUGACAAAACUUCGCAUGGAUAAAUUGGGCAUAGCUAUUGGGUGUCAAUCGGAAAAUUCAGUUUGGUGCUUCCGCCCCGGGUCUGUUUUCUUAGUAUUUAUAUGCUAGAACCGCAGGGGCUCGUGUUUCUUGCCUGUAAACGUCUGAAUGUAUGUGUGCAAAAACCCGAGUGUAACGGGCUCAUGUUUUCUAGGAUACUCCAAAAAUUAAACUGUUUUUAAUUCUUUUAA